GUAGGCUUCCUGGUAUGUUGUUAUUGACCCUCAACUUCAUUUGCAAUGCAUAUGUGUUUGGGUGCGUCUCGCCAGCGCUGCCGUCCGUCCUACUCCAGUUCCCUGUGUGCGCUUUGACAUCGCAGGAUAGAGACUCAGAGAGAGAGCGUGAAAGAGAGCGUUGAUCACUGCAAAGCACCAUGGUGCUAUCAGAACUAGGAAGUAUAUAGUGUAUGUUUGAGCCUUUUUCUGAGGGGGUUAAAGAGGAGAGAAGGCCAGGAUGCUAACCAAGAAGAGGUAUGUUCUGGAGCCUCCCCAGGUGAAGGAAUACCUGGUUAAGGGAGAACGGUUCGUCAAAUGGUCGGAGGACUCCACCAAGACGGGUCCUGUCACUAUGAAGAUGGACCCAAAGGGAUAUUACCUGUACUGGACCAACCAAAGCAAGGAAACAACAUUCCUUGAUGUGGCCCACAUCAGAGACACCAGGAUAGGGAAAUAUGCCAAACUCCCUAAACACCCCAAGGUCCGUAACGUGUUCAACCUGGAUUUCCCAGACAGCAACCACCUUUCUAAAUCAAUGACCAUUGUCACGGGCAUGGACAUGGUGAACCUGACUUACUACAACUUCUUUGCCAGCAAGGAAAAAGUCACACCGAACUGGGCCGCGGACGUCCUUGCCAUUGCGUACAAUGCGUCGAGAAACAAUUCAUGUAGACAAAUCUUCCUGGAUAAAAUAUUUGUGCGCAUCUGUAUUCACACCAACAAGGAUGGCAAGAUCCCUGUGAAACACAUUUACAAAAUGUUCCCGGCAGACAAGAAGAGGGUUGAGAGUGCGCUAGCAGCCGCUCACCUCCCUAAAGGAAAGUACGACACCAUUAAGCCUGAUGUGUUCACUGAGGCCGCCUUCAAGAUCUUCCUCAUGAGCCUGUGUCCCCGGCCAGAGAUCUACGAGAUCUUCUCGUCCUACACUGCCAAGCCCUUCAUGACGAAGGACAUCUUCACCAAGUUCCUCAACGAGAAGCAGAGGGACUCUCGGCUCAACGAGGAGCUGUUCCCCCGCCUCAGGGCCGACCAGAUCAAGGCUCUGAUCGAAAAGUACGAGCCAGGCUCCAACAAGGGCCAGAUUUCUCCCGAGGGCCUGAUGUUUUACCUCAUGGGCUCGGAGACCUCCAUCAUCAUCCAGGACAGGCUGGCCACCUGCAACGACAUGACCCAGCCCAUACCUCACUACUUCAUCAAGUCCUCCCACAACACCUACCUCACAGCCGGCCAGUUCUCGGGCGUGUCCACCCCAGAGAUGUACCGCCAGUGCCUGCUCUCGGGCUGCCGGUGUCUGGAGCUCGACUGCUGGAAGGGCAAGCCCCCAGAUGAAGAGCCCUACAUCACCCACGGCUUCACCAUGACCACUGAGAUCCUCUUCAAGGAUGUGAUCGAAGCCAUCAACGAGAGUGCCUUCAAGACCUCCCCAUUCCCAGUGGUCCUCUCCUUUGAGAACCACGUGGACUCGGUGAAGCAGCAGGAGAAGAUGGCCAACUAUUGCAGAACCAUAUUUGGUGAUGCCCUGCUUACGGAACCGCUGGAGAAAUACCCUCUGAAGCCCGGUCAGCAGAUCCCCAGCCCCUCGGAGCUCAUGGGGAAGAUCCUGAUCAAGAACAAGAAGGGCCACGACAAGCCCGCCAUCGUGGAGCAGGCCCCGCUCCCAGAGGUGGGCGACGCAGCGACGGACCCCGCCGCUCCGGGAGCCCCCCCGGAGGCCCCGCCUGGUGAGAUGGACCCCCAGCACGCACUGCUCUGUCGUCUGUCCGGUGCUUCAGACGCCAAGGCGGCUGCUGUGGACGAGAACGAGGAGCAGGACGAUGCGGACGAGCAGGACGAGGAGAAGAUGAAGACCUCGGAUGAGGGCACAGCUGGACAGGAAGUCACGGCCUACGAAGCCAUGUCCUCUAUCGUCAACUACAUCCAGCCCAAUAAGUUCAUGUCUUUUGAAAACUCCAAAAAGAAGAACAAGAGUUACGGCAUCUCGUCUUUCGUGGAGACCAAAGGAGAAGCGAUGAUUGCCAAGAGUGCAGUGGAGUUCGUCGAAUAUAACCGGAGGCAGAUGAGCAGGAUCUACCCUAAAGGAACCAGGAUGGACUCCUCCAAUUACAAUCCCCAGCCCUUCUGGAACGCCGGGUGCCAGUUCGUGGCCCUCAACUAUCAGACUAUGGAUUUCCCCAUGCAGCUCAACAUGGCGUUGUUUGAGUACAACGGGAGGUCGGGUUACCUCCUCAAGCACGACGUCAUGCGACGCAACGACAAGAAGUUUGAUCCGUUCUGCGAGAGGAUAGACACCAUCGUGGCCAACACGCUGAGCAUCAAGAUCUACUCAGGGCAGUUCCUGAGCGACAAGAGUGUGAAGACAGGUGUGGAGGCGGAGAUUAUCGGACUGCCGGGAGAUCCCAAGAAAAAGUUCCGCACUAAAUGGACCGCCACGCCAAACGCCAUCAACCCUGUGUGGAACGAGGAGCCCUUCGUCUUUGACAAGAUCCUGCUCCCCGAAAUGGCCUCCCUCCGGCUCGUGGUCCACGAGGAGAACGGUAAAUUCCUGGGACACAGGAUCCUCCCUCUGGAUGCCAUUCAGUCAGGCUUCCAGCACAUCGCCCUCCGCAGCGAGGGCAACAUGGUGCUGACGCUGCCCGCCCUCUUUGUGUACAUCGAGAUCAAGGACUACAUCCCGGCCGCCUUCGCAGAUUUCACGGAUGCCUUGUUCAACCCAACAAAGGGCACAGAGAAGACCACCACCAAACCACAGGAGUCCUCCUCCUCCUACGUCAGCCCCUACGAGAUGCCCGCCGUUGCCGCCGUGGCGUCGGCCACUCCCGCUCCUGAUACAGCUAAAACUCCAGAGACCAAGACAGACGCCGUGGAACCGCCAGCGGCCGAGGCAGAGGCCACAAAGGCGGCAGAAGGAGAACCCAAAGCUGAGGAAGAACCAAAGGCUGAGGAGGCUGAGGAGGCUCCCAAGGCCGAAGAAGAACCCAAAGUUGAGGAGGCUCCAAAACCUGAAGAAGAACCCAAGGCUGAGGAAGAACCCAAAGCUGAGGAAGAACCCAAGGCUGCAGAAGAACCCAAGGCUGCAGAAGAACCCAAGGCUGCAGAAGAACCCAAGGCUGCAGAAGAACCCAAGGCUGCAGAAGAAGCCAAAGCUGCAGAGGAGGCGGAGGUCAUCCCAGAGGCCGCCUUAGAACCAGCACCCGGCACCGAACCUGAGCCCGCCCCUGAGGGGCCGGUCAGCGAGCCGGACCCCGGGGUGGAGCAGACUCCAGCCGCUGUGGUUCCCGUCGCGGUCGACUCUACUCCUCCUCCGGCCGCUGGAGACCCCACCACGGUGAGUGUUGAAGAGCUCCUCCAGCACAAGAACUACAUCAAGGUCACCAAGCGGCAGGAGAAGGAGAUAAAGGAGCUGGAGAAGAAGCUUCAGAAGAAACAGGAGGACCUGAUACAGAAAAGCACCGACAGCUUCAAGGCCUACAAGAAGAAGGGCUCCCUCAAGAAAAAGGAGGGGGAGGGGGAGUCGACCCAGGCUAACGAGCAGAAGGAGAAACUCCAAGGGGAUCUGAACACGCUGUUGGAAGAUCAGUGCAACCAGAUGAAGAAGAAGAAAGACACUCACGCCACUGAGAAACUGGCCAAGCUGCUGGAGUUGGCCACAGAGAAACACACCAGUGAAAUGAAGACACUUGAAAGCGAAAACAAAGACAGCAAGAAGAAGGGAAUGUCCAAACGUGCGUCCGAUAAAAAGCUGAAAAAGGCUGCGAGCGUGGAGAUGCUGGACGAACCAGCCCAGCCCGAUGGAGCUGACAACAGCCUGCAACAGGAGGCUCUGACCAAGAAACAGGCUGCCACCCUGGAGGAGAUCAAGGCCCUGGCCAACCAGUUCAACAAAGACUCGCUGGAGGAACGGGAGACGAGGAUGAGGUCACUGCCGGCCGAGGUGAAGAAGGCCACCAAUGCCUGCCUGAGCGACCACUACCCCGAACUGGUGGACAACUCGGAGGAUAAGAAGACGGAGGGAGAGAACACCUAUGGAGACGUAUUUAUGGGUUAGGAUGUGUGUUUGUGUGUGUGUGUGUGUGUGUGUAUUCGCUUGUGUUUGAGUGUGCAAAUGUUUGUGUGUGUGUGUGUGUUUGUGUGUGAGCGCUUGUGUGUGUGUGUGUAUGCGCUUGUGUGUGUGUGUGUAUGCAUUUGUGUUUGUGUGUGUGUGUGUAUAUGCGUUUGUGUAUGUAUAUGCGUUUGUGUGUGUGUGUGUUUGCGCUUGUCUGUUUGUAUGCGCUUGUGUGUGUAAGCAUUUUGUGUGUGUGUGUGUGUGUGUGUGCGUAUGUGCUCGUUGGUUUGUGUGUUUGUGUGUGUGUGUGCGUAUGUGCUCGUUGGUUUGUGUGUGUGUGUGUGUGUGUGUGUGCGUGUGUGUGUGUUUGUGUUUGUUGUGCGUGUGUGUGCGCUUGUCUGUGUGUGUAUGUGUUUGUGUGUGUAUGCGCUUGUGUGUUUGUGUAGACAAUUCUCCUUGAACCUCAGAUACCUCGUCUCCCAUCUCUCCCCACACUAUCGAUCCCCCUCAUGCCCACAACCUGUAGCUGACUCUAGAAACCGGAGAACAAUAACAAGAGGAAGAACACGCUAAUUAUCCAUUAGGAGAAAUAGGGGGGGCUAUUUUUGGGGUAUUUGCAUGGUUUUCACGGUAGCUAAGAGACAGCCUGCUCUCCUUCACUAAACAAUUGGAUUGUUUAUUUGAAGGUUGUGUCUUUUCUAUUUAUAUUGCUAGUCAGAAAAUAGUAAAGUAAUGAAUGGACCGUUGCCUUCAAGUCUACCUUUAGCUUUUGUUUACACAAUAUUUUACUAAAAUGCUAUUGUUAUUUAAAACGAAUUAUUCCAAUAAUUUUAAAUCAGAUUUUCAUUAAUCUACUCCGAACACUUGCAAAUGUAUCAAUCAACUAUGAAAUGUGUAUCCUGCAUAGCGAUUCUACGCUUUCAAU
This is a messenger RNA of Gadus macrocephalus (Pacific cod), 4988 nucleotides long. It is a transcript of the gene plcb2, whose product is annotated as phospholipase C, beta 2. Lineage: Eukaryota; Metazoa; Chordata; Actinopteri; Gadiformes; Gadidae. Gene Ontology annotation, biological process: phosphatidylinositol-mediated signaling; lipid catabolic process. The transcript has 32 exons. The record is from RefSeq and is a predicted model, not a curated record. Bases 260 to 4066 code for a protein of 1268 amino acids. Gene Ontology annotation, molecular function: phosphatidylinositol-4,5-bisphosphate phospholipase C activity; calcium ion binding.